Momordica charantia (bitter melon) is the source of this 4242-nucleotide messenger RNA. The record is from RefSeq and is a predicted model, not a curated record. Lineage: Eukaryota; Viridiplantae; Streptophyta; Magnoliopsida; Cucurbitales; Cucurbitaceae.
ACAAACAAACUGUCCGUUCUCUCUUCACUGUCGCUCCCCGUGCUCAGCCACCAUUUCGAACGGAAAGAAAAAGAAAAUAAAGAAAAAAGAAAAAACCUCAAAACCACCGCCGCCUCGCCUUCCAUGGAGCUCUCCAUUUCCACCCUCUGAAACCGAACUCCUCAUCGUUCGUUCGUUGCAUGCAAUCUUCAUCUUCUCUUCAUCUUCUUCCUCUUCCUCAUCUGUCCCUGGAAUUCCGUUACGCAGCUUCUCUCCCCAAAACCCUAAAACCCUACAAUUCUCAUCGUCUCACGAUGAAGGACCGCACUCCUUCAUCCAAUGGCGCCGUUUACGUCCCUCCUCACCUGCGUCUCCGCUCCGUCAUCACUUCUUCUAAUUAUUCCUCUGCUGCUGUUUCGGCUGUUGACUGCAAGUUGAAGGAGGCUCCGGUCGCGCUGCUCAAUUCAGGACCCACUGCUGCGUCUGACUUGCACACUCGAUCUCCGGAACUGCUCCACACCGGGAAUUCGCAUUUCAAUUCGGUGCACUAUGAUUCCGCCUACCACGACGAUUGUGAUUAUGAGUUUUCGCAUCAUCCGGGUGUUUCACCUUCUGUAAACAUUGAUGUAUGGAAAAGGAAGUUAGCAUUACUUUUACGCGACAAGGAGAAGCAAGAGGUGGUUUCUAGGGAGAAAAAGGAUAGACAUGAUUUUGAACAAAUAGCUGAUUUGGCAAGUAGAAUGGGACUUUUUAGCCAUCUAUAUGCUAAAGUCGCUGUUUUUAGUAAGGUUCCAUUACCGAACUACAGAUUUGAUUUGGAUGAUCGGCGUCCACAGAGAGAGGUCUCUUUGCCUCCCGGCUUGCUUAGAAGAGUUGAUGCACAUAUUGGAGAAUUUCUCUCUCAAAAGUCUAGGUUAAACGGUUUUCAAGAUAUCUCUGUCUCUCGAUCGAGCAGUAGUGGUAGUAUUGCUACAGAUGAAGGGCUUUUUGAGCAACCUGAGCUACAAGCAUCUAGUAAGGCUGUGAUGGAAAAGAUUCUUUGGCGGAGAAGUUUGCAUUUGCGUGAUCAACAGCUUGCUUGGCAGUCAUCUUCUGAAGGAAGAGAAAUGCUGGAAUUCCGGAAAAAUCUCCCUGCAUACAAGGAGAAGGAGGCCGUAUUGUCCACAAUCUCACAGAAUCAGGUUAUUAUUAUAUCAGGUGAAACUGGUUGUGGCAAGACUACGCAAGUUCCCCAAUUUAUUCUGGAAUCAGAAAUAGAAUCACUUCGUGGAGCUGUUUGUAGCAUCAUAUGUACACAGCCAAGACGUAUAUCUGCUAUGUCUGUCUCUGAAAGAGUUGCUUCUGAGAGAGGGGAGAAAUUGGGUGAAUCUGUUGGUUAUAAAGUGCGGCUGGAGGGUAUGAAAGGAAGGGACACUCAUCUUCUCUUUUGCACCACCGGCAUCUUGUUGAGAAGAUUGUUGGUAGAUAGAAAUUUAAAAGGCAUAACCCAUGUUAUUGUUGAUGAGAUUCAUGAACGUGGAAUGAAUGAAGAUUUUCUGCUUAUUGUCCUGAAAGAUCUCCUUCCUCGCCGACCAGAAUUGAGGUUGAUUCUAAUGAGUGCAACUUUAGAUGCAGAACUUUUCUCAUCCUUCUUUGGAGGGGCUCAAAUAAUUCACAUUCCGGGAUUCACGCAUCCUGUCCGAACUCAUUUUCUGGAAGAUAUUCUAGAAAUGACUGGUUACAAAUUAACUCCAUACAAUCAAAUAGAUGAUUAUGGUCAAGAGAAAACGUGGAAAAUGAGCAAACAAGCACCACGAAAGAGGAAAACUCAGAUUGCCUCUACUGUCCAGGAUGCAGUUAUGGCUGCCGAUUUUAAGGAGUACAGUCUUCAAACUCAGGAGUCUUUAUCAUGUUGGAAUCCAGAUUGUCUUGGUUUUAAUCUCAUAGAAUAUCUUCUAGUCAGGAUAUGUGAGAGUGAAAUUCCUGGAGCUAUUCUUGUUUUUAUGACUGGGUGGGAUGACAUCAGUUCUCUGAAGGAAAAACUUCUAGCUCACCCUUUACUAGGUGAUUCAAGUCGUGUUUUGUUGCUGGCAUGCCAUGGCUCUAUGGCCAGUACAGAGCAGAGGUUAAUAUUUAUUAAACCUGACAAAGGAGUGAGGAAGAUAGUGCUUGCAACAAAUAUUGCUGAGACUAGUAUCACGAUAAAUGAUGUUGUGUAUGUUCUGGACUGUGGAAAGGCGAAAGAAACAUCAUAUGAUGCUUUAAAUAACACUCCUUGUCUGCUUCCCUCUUGGAUAUCCAAGGUUUCUGCUCAACAAAGAAGAGGAAGGGCUGGCCGUGUUCAACCAGGAGAAUGUUAUCAUCUAUACCCUAGGUGCGUGUUUGAUGUUUUUGCUGAGUAUCAGCUGCCAGAAAUUUUGAGAACACCUUUACAGUCCCUCUGCUUGCAAAUAAAAAGUUUAAAGCUUGGAAGUAUAUCAGAGUUUCUAUCUAGGGCUUUGCAGUCACCAGAACUACUAGCGGUUCAGAAUGCUAUUGAAUAUCUUAAAAUCAUUGGGGCAUUUGACGAGAGUGAAAAUCUUACAGUUUUAGGUCGUUAUUUGACCAUGCUCCCAAUGGAGCCAAAACUGGGAAAGAUGUUGAUAUUAGGUGCUACCUUCAACUGUUUGGAUCCAAUUUUGACCAUUGUUGCUGGUCUCAGUGUGAGAGACCCUUUUCUAACACCACUGGAGAAGAAGGAUGCUGCAGAGGCUGCAAAGUCUCAAUUUUCACAAGAUUGCAGCGAUCACCUUGCUAUUAUCCGGGCUUAUGCGGGAUGGAAAGAAGCUGAAAGGAACUUUGGUGCAUAUGACUUCUGUUGGAAGAACUUUCUUUCUUUACAAUCGAUGAAGGCUAUUGAUUCACUAAGGAAGGAGUUUUUCUCUUUGCUCAGAGAUACUGGCUUGGUUGAUGGGUACUCAGACUCUUACAAUGCUUGGAGUCAUGAUGAAUACCUCAUACGUGCAGUUAUUUGCUAUGGCCUAUAUCCUGGAGUUUGUUCUGUUGUGGAUGGACACUUGAAAAUGUUGAGCGGGUUUUUGGAAUUUUUUAUGAAACCUGAUGUAGCAGAGACAUAUCAGAAAUUGAGAUUGGAACUUGAAGAGCUUAUACAGAAGAAACUACUAAAUCCAAAGACGAUGGACUUGCACUCCCACCAUGAGCUCCUAUCUGCUGUACGUUUGCUUAUUUCAGAAGACCAGUGUGAAGGUCGAUUUGUUUUUGGCCGCCAGAUCCUUAAGCAGCCCCCCAAGGCAUCUACUCUGGCAGCACCACCACCACCAACUUCUGUUUCAAGAACUGAAAGCGGACCUGGUGGUGAUAAUUCCAAGAGUCAACUCCAGACUUUACUCACGAGGGCUGGGUAUGCUGCACCCACUUACAAGACUAAGCAACUGAAGAAUAAUCAAUUUCGAGCAACCGUGGAAUUUAACGGAGUGCAAAUUAUGGGACAACCUUGUACCAACAAAAAGAACGCAGAAAAGGAUGCUGCAGCUGAGGCUCUUGAGUGGUUGAUGGGUGGAAGUAAGACAGGGCACGACUAUGUCAACCAAAUGUCCAUGAUGCUAAAAAGGAGCAAGAAGGAUCAUAACUGAGCCAGCACAGCCACCUUUUUACUGGAAGGAAUUUUGAGAACGCAGUAAAAGCACAGCAAAACUGAUGAAGCUCAGAUUUGGAGGUGCAUGAGGGACAUCAAAUGUGGUUCAUGAAAAUAAAAGAGCAUCCGCUUCCUAGGCUGGAAUUUGGACCACAGACUUGAGAGGAUUGAAGGCAAGGAGUUGAAUAAUGGGGGGACCAAAAAUGUCACGUUCGCAAAGGAGAUGGGGAAAGUGAUGAUGCACUGCAAGGUUCGGUUCAGGAAAUUACAUGUGAUUAUUUUUUGUACAGAAAUUUAUUUCAACCCCAAUCACAUACUUGUAAAAUAUCAUUUUUUUGGGGGGGUGCAAAAAGAAUAGUAGGCCUGUAAAAUUGCGAAGUGAAAUAUUUGGUUUCGAAAUUGGUUGACAGUAAACAAUGUCUAGUCCUCAAAAACAACAGCCAUGUCAGAGGAAGGAGGGGUGCAAGAUGCAACAGUACAGCAGCACAGUCUGCAUCUUUCCCUGACUUCUUUUUAAUGAAUGCUGGGUCCUUGCACAGUUUGUAUGUAUCUUUCCCUAUCCCCCUUUUUUAAGAUGUUGGGUCCUUGCACUUCUAUGAAACAGCAAAGAAGCCCCCAAAGAAUGGAAAAUUUUCUGUGCCAUGUCAAAA